Molecule: messenger RNA, 627 nt
Organism: Penicillium oxalicum
Lineage: Eukaryota; Fungi; Ascomycota; Eurotiomycetes; Eurotiales; Aspergillaceae
Product: 60S ribosomal eL20 domain-containing protein
Exons: 3
Coding region: 1-627 (208 amino acids)
Biological process (GO): translation
Cellular component (GO): cytosolic large ribosomal subunit; ribosome
Molecular function (GO): structural constituent of ribosome
Source: RefSeq, a predicted model, not a curated record
AUGAAUCACCUAUCAUUAUCGACUGCGCGCAAUAUCGUUUUUGUGCCGAGGAAUCCGCCAUCGCAUCACUUCUAUCGCCCAUUCGAUACCAAAACUAAUGACAAAACAGGGCGUCUUAACGAGUACCAGGUUAUCGGGCGUCACCUGCCCACCGAGGCGAACCCCACGCCCAAGCUGUACCGCAUGCGCAUCUUUGCGCCCAACACCGUUGUGGCCAAGUCCCGCUUCUGGUACUUCAUGGCUUCUCUCCGUAAGCUGAAGAAGGCCAACGGCGAGAUCGUCAGCCUGAACACCAUCACCGAGAAGCGCCCCCUCAAGGUCAAGAACUUCGGUAUCUGGCUCCGCUACAACUCCCGCUCCGGUACCCACAACAUGUACAAGGAGUUCCGUGAGAUGUCCCGCACCGAGGCUGUUGAGGCUCUCUACCAGGACAUGGCUGCCCGUCACCGUGCCCGUUUCGGUUCCAUCCACAUCCUGAAGGUUGUUGAGGUUACCGACAACGACAGCAUCCGCCGCCCCUACAUCAAGCAGCUCCUCACCAAGGACCUCAAGUUCCCCCUGCCCCACCGCUCUGCCAACCCUGGCAAGAAGCUGUACGCUUACUCUCGUCCCUCCACCUUUGCUUAA